GGAAGAGUAGCGCUCAGGGUCAGGUGGCGGAGGUCAGAGGGCCGAAUUGGCGGGAGAAUGUGUUUGUGAUCCACGAUCUGAAGCUGCGGUGAUUCUUCGAGGUUCAUUGUCCCGGGAAUAACAUGAGGAUUCUUUCUCUUCUGGAAGCUGACGGGACCAGAAUACAGACAAUACCAGAGUGGUGACCGACGAAAUCUCAGGAGAAAGCAUUUUUGCCUUGCACGUGGGACAGCUGCUGGGCGCACCAUGGCUCCUGUGAAGAUCAGCCAUGUGGUGUCCUUUUCCUCUCAGGAUCCCAGGUAUCCUGUGGAGAACUUGCUGAACCCAGACAGUCAGGGGGGCCCUUGGCUCAGCUGCCCUAAGGACAAGAGUGGGCAACUGAAAGUGGAACUACAGCUGGAGAGGGCGGUGCCCAUUGGCUACAUCGAUGUGGGUAACUGUGGCUGUGCUUUCCUACAAAUUGAUGUGGGCCGUUCUUCCUGGUCCCUGGACAGACCUUUUGUCACGCUGCUCCCUGCAACCAUGCUAAUGUCCCUAGCUGAUUCAAAGCAGGGAAAAAACCGCUCAGGGGUCCGCAUGUUUAAAGAUGAUGAUUUCCUGGCUCCAGCCUCAGGUGAGUCAUGGGAUCGACUUCGCCUGACCUGCUCCCAGCCCUUCACACGUCAUCAGUCCUUUGGCCUGGCCUUCCUGCACGUGUGUUCCUCGCUGGACUCCUUAGAUGCCCCUGUGGUGGGUGCCUCAGCCCCUGUGAGCUCUGGGCUGAGCCAGGGCUCUUCUGACGCCCCCGAGUCUGGUCCCAGCCCGUGGAUGGCUAAUCCUUCCAUCCGGAGGACAUUCUUUCCAGAUCCCCAAACGAGCACCAAGGAAAUUUCAGAGCUUAAGAAUAUCCUAAAGCAGCUGCAACCAGGCACUUUGGGGCGUUCGGGCCGCAUGGUGCUUUCAGCUGUCCGCAGGGCACCUCCAGCCAGUGUGGCAAGCCCAAACAACCCUGCAGAACGAGGUACCAGUCAUCCAGACAGCAAAGAGCCAAGACCAAAGGAGCAAAAUGCAGAGAAUGAUGUGGGCAGGCCGAAGAGACGGAAAGUGCAAGCCCGCAGGUCUUUAUCCAACUCGAACUCUCAGCCAGACAGGAGGGGAGUAGCAAAAGCAGGGCACAGAGAACAGCACCGACCCCAAGCCCGAAGCAGCGGUGUCCAGGAGAGUGGAGAGUGCCCCAUUUGUGCAGGUUCCUUCAAUAUUGAGAUUCUUCCCCAGCAUGCUGCCACUUGUGGAGAGACCUCCCCACCUCACCCAGCCUCUCCCUCCUCGUCAUCGUCGUCAUCACUGUCUGUACUGUGGGUGUCCUCGGAGAGCUCAUCACCUGUUUCAUGGGUCCAGUGCCCUAUCUGCCAAUUGCAGUUCUCAGCAGGAGAAGUAGAAGAACAUGCCAGCAUGUGUGGGGAGCUCCCUCAGGCUUGAGCCAUGGGGUCCUGUGGUUUUGGCCCUCUCUAGUCUUUGUGACUAAAACUGGAGAGUGGAUCUCUUGACAGCUGAGAAGAACUGAUGAGGCCAAGCGCUCAAUUUGCUUCCCUCCACUCGUUCCCCUAGGACUCUGCCUGAGGGCACCUCUGGGCCCAGCCUGCUCCCCACUGCCAGUUGUCAAGGCUUCUGUCACCAUGGCACCAUAUUCUCCCAAGGACAGCUUCAUUCUGUUCCCCUUUGGAACUUCUGGGGUAGAGUCGGUGAUCUCUCUAAAGCUUUGGGAUACAGUUCAGAAUGUCUUCCCCUCAGUGAAUGGUGUGCGUCCGUGUGCCCAUUUUCCUGAGAGGAAAACUGAGGCCCCAUGGGAAAAAACACUGCCUGAUAAAUAAGAUCCUGUGGUGUACUGGGAAGGUGCGAAGUGAUUUUUGACCAUGAGACUGACCUUCAGCAUCCCAUGAACUUAACUCUCCAUAUCCUUUGUGUGUCCCCUCCCUAGAUAUAAUCAGGUAACAGCGUUACUGUGUGACUUUAAGCAAGUUAUUUAUCUUAGGCCCAGAAUUAACCCCCAGUAACAGAGAGAAAACCCCUGUCCUGCUCACAGAGCUGUCAUAGGGAUCAGAUGGGUUAAUAACUAAGGAAUGGUUCUAGGCUUGGUUGUGAACCUUGGGCAAAUCCUGUCCCCAUCUGUUCAAUGAGGCAGUUGGGCCAGAGGGUCUCAAAAGUCCCUUCCAGCUAUGACGUGCUAAAUUCUCUUCCCACCUUCUUUGAGCAAUUAUGUCCUCUCUCCCCUUUCUCAGAGGAUUUCAUUGUGUGGCACUAACACCAGUUCCCCUGGUCUCCAGGAUACAGGGCUAAGGGUGAGCAGCUGGUCCUAGCAAGGGGAGGGCCCAGGACCGGGUUUUGAAUGGAUAGGAAAGAGGCAGCCAGCGACGGGAGCAGACAGUGUAGGAGUUCCAUCCUUUAGUCCCUGCCAGCAUAGGUGAGUGCAGCCAUGGACCCGUCACGGUAAGAGGCCUUCUGCUCCCCUCCCCCAUCCUGGUCCUGUUUCUGGUCUUGGUUAAAACAACACGUUGACCCAGACGGGUGGCAGGGACAUCCUAGCAGCAGUGCUGGUGGUGGACAUUACCACGUGGGUGGGAGAAGAGCCUUUGGAGCCCCGAACCUGGGCUCAGAAGAGAAGAGCAGUGAGGAUGGGCUGGGCCUGGAGGAAGAAAGGGACCAGCUGCACUGAUGGGGAGAAACAAC
Rhinolophus ferrumequinum (greater horseshoe bat) is the source of this 2706-nucleotide messenger RNA. RefSeq names its product XRCC1 N-terminal domain containing 1, N-terminal like (gene XNDC1N). The coding region runs from base 247 to 1458 and encodes 403 amino acids. Gene Ontology annotation, molecular function: damaged DNA binding. Gene Ontology annotation, cellular component: nucleus. Gene Ontology annotation, biological process: base-excision repair; single strand break repair. The record is from RefSeq and is a predicted model, not a curated record. Lineage: Eukaryota; Metazoa; Chordata; Mammalia; Chiroptera; Rhinolophidae. The transcript is spliced from 10 exons.